Schistosoma guineensis is the source of this 8879-nucleotide messenger RNA. NCBI's taxonomy places the organism in Eukaryota, Metazoa, Platyhelminthes, Trematoda, Strigeidida, Schistosomatidae. The record is from the annotation of a GenBank genome assembly.
AAAGCGCAUAACAUGAAAUGCUAAAGCAGCUGUUUGGUCACAUAGCUUCUAGAAGUUAUGAGUGUAUGAGUUGUUUUCUGUCUGUUCCAUGGAAUGUCUGAUCAGUUUUCACCAAAGCCUGAUGAUCAUAACUUGUCUAAAGGUUCUAAUCAGAGGUUUUCUGAAGCACCGGGAACUUUACACUCAAGCACACCUUCAAAAUCAGUGGCAUCAUGUCCACUCGGUCGGACAGUUAAUAACCUUUCAUUACUAAGAGGAAGCAGCAUCCACAUUGGUCAUGAUUUAAAGAGCCCUUCACAUAGAUGGGCUGCCAGCGAUCGCUUGCGCCUCAUCCAUUUUCUACAAGAUAUUCAGCUUGACCGAGCCUUAGAUGUACUGCCGGAUAACUGCACCUAUGAAGACCUACUUAAAUGUACACUAGAAGAGCUCCGUUCCGUGUUUACUGGGUGCCUCACGGAGUCCGAAAUAAAUUCCGUUUAUUCAGACCUACCCUCUUAUGCCUCCAGUGGAUAUACAACAGAGUCGCAUUCACGUUCUGAGGAAUGUCAACCUAGACGAUGUUCCGAAACUUGUCCGUCCGAUCAAGUUAGGCAAAUGUCCACGAGUGCCAAUCGUCGUUCUCGUCCGCUCCUUGGUUCAUUUUCGUGUGCAUCUUCAGAACCCCAUUCAGAAUGCGUGAAAACCAAGUUGCAUGCAGCAAGUUCGGGAACAUCAGGAGAAGAGACGUCUAUUAGUGAAUGCAGUGUAUCUAAAAUGGAUGCAGAACAACCUAAAGCUGUAAAACGGGCAUCCUCUCUUAGCUCAGGUGAUAUACCACAAGUCCAAUCAAACUACCGCCCAUCUUCCUUGUCCAUAUCAUCAGCUUUAACUGAUAGCCACUCAUUAUCUUUACAGGAAGAUGGUAAUGCAAAUUCCAUUGGUUUUUCGGGACCAUGUUCAACCUAUACUGGUUUGACGAGUUCGGAGUUUUGGAAAGAUUUGCAGUCACAAAGUGUUUGUGAUAGUCAGUUCAAAGACUACUCGAUAGCGAAUUCUGCCCUACCAGUUUCUUGUAAUAUACAAAAACAACGAGCAGAUAUAAACGCAUGUUCUGUAAUUUCGAGUGCAUCAUACUCAGUUCCAAUUUGUCAACAAGUCAGUAAUGAGUUACAGUUGUCUCCGUUCUUUUCAAGCCGCUUGUCAAGUUAUGAUGGACAUUCCAUCCCAAGUACUCUCCUACGAAUAAAAGGUAGCUUUAUUGGUCAGUCUGCACCGAACUUACUGUACUAUAAGCGUGAUCCCAAUUAUAAUCAAUUCGUUCACUGUCGAAACUCAUAUCAAAAUGUCUCGUCAGCUUAUACUCCACCUUCAAGCUUAAAAAGCCCUGAAUCACUAAUCUGUUCAAAGGCUCCUAAUAGCCCGAAGUAUGAAGCAAUUGUUAGACAGUCUAGAGUUUCUAUCAAUCAAUCACUACUCGGAUCCGCCUCGGGAGCAAUUAAGAACAUUGAUGAAACUACCCGAGCACUUACAUCACUUCCUUUUCAUACUCAGCGUCGGAGUAUGUUAGUAAGCGGUUUGGGUAGCCUCAGUGGUAGUAGUGGUUGCAUGGCCGAUCGAAGCAUGUCCAGUCCUGCUCCUUCCAAUGAACCUGAUAGUCCAGUUUUUUCUACUGCUUAUCUUGCUCAUAGUGAUAUACCAUACCUUGUAUCACCAAAGAACAGUGUUGUUGCGUAUGAGCCACCACAGUUAACUAGAUCUUCUGAUCACUCUGGUGAAAAUUCAAAAACAGAGAUGCCAUGUACUCAUCAAAGUAUUAGUAAACUACAAGACAAAACUACACAGCUAAAAAGAACCCAGACAAACUACAAAGUCAUCACAAGUAAAAAUGUCGAUACUAUUCCCCUUCAAGAGUCGUGUGAUGCAUAUUUGUUUACUGAGAAACGGAGUUUCAUCCCACGCUUGCAUUUGGAAAGAAAACAUACUCUAGAUUGUCGUCGUUGGUCACUAGCCUCAUUACCUUCAUCUGGUUAUGGUACAAAUACAUCGGAAAGUGGUAGUCACUUGUCUCGUAGUCGAUGUUCAUCAAGAGAAAAUGUUUCUCAUAGUCUUCAUCCUCAAACUAACACACUGUAUGCAAAUGAUCGUGGAAUUUCUGCUCGUUCGAAAUACCAAACAUCCAUACAAACUCCAAUUAAAUCCAUACCGAUAGAACGUUCUUAUUCUAUGAGAUCACCUUCAAUACCUGUUUAUUCACAGCUACCGAAUUCGAAAUCUCCUCUGUCAUUGUCCCCGUCUGCUGGUCAAAAUACAGAAUCACCAAAUUUAUGUUUUAUUUCGCGUUCACCAAAGGAAUCGUGUACAGCAGAGACAAGAAGUGAUAUUUCACUUUCUAAUGUUCUACCUUUCCUGUACACUUCAGUUCACAGUGCAGAUUCUAAAAGCGUACCACACACGCCUGUUACUCGGGCAUCACCUCGAAUUAACCAUAGUUCUGUGAGUGCUGUUCAAACAUGUUACAACUCAAGCUUUGACGGCUGUCGUACCCGUUCACGUAGUUUAAGUCCAUUACGUGUCUCAAAUGUUGGUGGUGAACAAGAUAUACUGCUUUUAAACCAUGUUUAUCGGGAGCGCUUUCCAAAGGCAUCCGCUCACAUGCAAGAACAGUUGGCUUCCCUGGCUGAUGAAAUGGAGCAUAUGGAUACAGUAUCGUGGUCUGCAGUAGCAAGAUUUGUCCAUUGUCAAGUUGUCCAACAUGCACGAGAUUGUUUGCAGAAGGCUCUUUCAGGUCUUGUAACCUGCCGCUAUUUUUAUGAAAUGACUGAAAAUUUGAGCAAACUUGUCGAAGAUACUCGUACUCGUGACGCGGAUUCUAUUCCGCUUGUCGUCACAUUUGUCCGCCGACUACUUUUGAUUAUUGCCCGGCCUGCACGAUUACUCGAAUGUUUAGAGUUCGAUCCGUCUGAAUUUUAUCAAAUGUUAGAAGUUGCUGAAAGUCACGUACGUCAUCGAACGAACUCCGUUAAUGUACCGGGUUCUCAGAUCAUUUCAGCUGACGUCCCUCUAUACAUUAUUUCGAAGCUUGGUCUCAGUAAAACUGUCUUGGAUGAGUCACAGAAUAUCAAAGCUUCUCAUCUGUGUAGUUCUAAUUUAAAUGAUUCACACCAUCCAGAGAAAUUUAAAUCUGAUUCUACCAUAAGAGUUAGAACAACUAGUGGAUCUAACCUGGAUUCAUGUAUGCAUACUGAUGAUGAAAUUGUUUCGCGGACAGCGCGUAGCAAUAGUAGUUGCGUUCCAAUUCGUCCACCUUGUGAAGCUGACUUUGAAGUUAUUAAAUUGAUAUCUAAUGGCGCUUAUGGUGCUGUUUAUCUUGUAAGACAUAAAAUAACUAGACAACGAUUUAGCUUGAAGAAAAUUCGUAAACAACACUUACAAUUGCGUAAUCAAGUUGAACAAGUAUUCGCUGAACGAGAUAUUAUGAGUUUUGCAGACAAUCCAUUUGUUGUUAGUUUAUGUUGUACAUUCGAAACAAAAAAAUGUUUAUGCAUGGUGAUGGAAUAUGUGGAAGGGGGUGAUGUAGCAACUUUAUUAAAACAUAUUGGUGGACCCUUACCAUUAGAUUUGGCUAGAAUGUAUUUUGCUGAAACUGUAUUAGCUCUUGAAUAUUUGCAUAAUUAUGGCAUCGUUCACAGAGAUUUAAAACCAGAUAAUUUGCUAAUAACACAUGAAGGUCAUAUAAAGUUAACUGACUUUGGACUCUCCCGAAUUGGUUUAAUGAAUUUAGCUACUAAUUUAUAUGAAAAAAAUUUGGAUUUAGAAAAGGACUGUAAAAUGUUUCGGGAUAAACAAGUAUUUGGAACUCCAGAAUACAUUGCUCCAGAAGUGAUUCUCCGUCAGGGUUACGGUAAACCAGUGGAUUGGUGGUCUAUGGGGAUUAUGUUAUACGAAUUUCUCGUAGGAUGCGUUCCGUUUUGUGGUGCCACUAUAGAAGAACUUUUCGAUAAUAUUGUGACAGCACCAAUCGAUUGGCCUGAGGAAGAAGAAUGGAAAGUCACUCCAUCAGCUGUGGAUAUAAUAACUAGGCUUCUUGAGCGAGAUCCUCUACUCCGUCUUGGAACUAUCGGAGGUUCAUCCGAAGUUAAAGAAACUACAUUCUUCUCUGGUCCUGGUGCAGUAGAUUGGAAAAACUUAUUGAGACAAAAAGCAACUUUUGUACCUCAACUUGAACAUGACGAAGAUACUUCGUAUUUUGAUCCACGUACUGAUCGUUACAAACAUGAUGUGGAAAACGAUGAAGAUGUAUACAUUCCUAUGGAUUAUGGUGUGUAUAGCAAUAGAUCUUCCCCUGCACCCCAUUUGUCGGUUUCCCGAAAUUUCAGCUUUAAUUCUUCUGCCGAUCAAAGUCUAACGAAUAUCAUCCGGCGACCUGCAGCUUCUCGUCUUGGACGCGCUAAACAGCAAGCUGCUGAACAUAAACGUAGUCACAGUUUGGGGGAUAGUAAUAAUUUGUUUCUUCGGUCAUUUAAGUCUCGUUCCAAAAGUCGAAGCAUCCGUGAUUCACCUAUAAACACCCCACAGUCAUUUAUGCAUUCAGAGCUAAGCAGUUCUAGUUCUCAGCGGUCUUUAUGCCAACAAAAAUUUGAUCCUGAAAAGAUUGAACACGAUUUGGUAACGUCUACUUUAACUGCGGAAUCUGUUGCAAGUCGUAAUGCUUUACACUUAUUGCAAAACUUAUCAUUAACCUCUAGCACCAUAGAAAACUCUACGUCCUCAAAGUUAGCAAGUGAGAAUAGUAUUCAUAGUCAACAGUCUAUGACUUCCGGAAUUAGAUUAGAAAAGUUGAAUAUAGAUGUUACCAAAUCUGAAGUUAGUGAUGAUGACCACGAUGACAAUCAGAACAUCACUGAUGAGUCACGUACAUUUCACUAUUUUUCUUCCUAUUCACCUCGUUUCUCCGUUGUUUUGGAACAAGCUAGAAUGAAUGAACUUCGCAACAAUUCCAAUACGAGUUUGAACUCUAACGAUGUUGAUCCUGUCAGUGAAAAGAGUCCGCCUCAUACCUCAUCUCGUAUCAAUCUGGCAUCAUCCAAUAAUUUUAAUAUUAAACGUGGGAAUUCUGAACUUCCUAAAGGGACCUGUACAUUUGCUGCAGAUAAACAACAGUCAAUUACAAAUAAACAAAAUAUAAUUUCUUCUGACCAGUCAUUGAAUAAUUUUCAAAUUAACACUAACUCAUCAAAUUUUCAGUCAUCUGAUAUACCAAGUGCUCCUGAAUCUUUCAAAUGUGACCAGUUCUCUUCUGAAAUUGUUAACCCAAGCGUUAUUAUCCCUUCAAUCACUCACACUGGUACUGAAAAUGCUACUCCCAUUCUGUUAAACAUCAAAGAGUCAGAUAAAUUUCAUGUUAUUUCUGAUGCUAGUAAACAUUCAAAAUCUUCAGAAUCGGAUUCUAAUUCUAGUUUAGAGCUGUUUCAAAAUGAUUCGAGUAUCCGCUCUUUUGGGAACUCUACAAGAGAAGAUGAACCAACAAUAUAUCAACCUAUUACUCUUGUCUCUUCUGAAUCUGUUGAAAAACCUCCACCAAUGCCCAUAAAUUGCCCUAACCUUGAACAUUUCGCUAGUCACACAGCUUCGCAUUCAUCGACUUCAAGUUCAUCUUCAUCUAAAUCCUCACUUUCACUGACAACCCUCACUCCUCAUCUAACUCCUCAUACAGAAUCACUUUUCUCUCCUAUAGGUGACGAUGAUUCUACUUUACAUGAAGGUCCAUGGUUUCUUAAUGUUGAUUUAAAGCCAGAUGAAGGACAUUUGAAUGUCUGCCCUUAUCAACAUACUCCUCGUUCGUUUAUGUCCUUUAAAAGUACAUCACCUGUACUCGGUCAAAGUAGUGGAACUUCCACAACCAAAUCAGAUAUGUAUUGCUCUUAUUCACCAUCCUCAUCCGGACCCUUGAUUUUCAACAAUCCCUCACGUGUUAUGCAUCUUCCGGUUUCUCCUGUGGGUCACAACCCUCCUUCUUUGCGACCUUUCAUGCCUUAUACACUUGGAAUUCCUCGCCAAGCAAUCAUAAUCAAUAAAGGUAAACAAGGCUUUGGUUUCGUUUUCCGAGCUAUUCGAGUAUUUUUUGGUUUAUCAGAUGCAUACACAUUGCAUCAUCUUGUACUUGGAGUUGUGCCUCAUGGUCCAGCAGCCAAAGCCGGCUUAAAAGAAGCUGAUUUAAUUCUAAGUGUUAACGAUGUAUCGACAAUUGGGAUGUAUCAUACAGAUGUUGUGAAGCUAAUUUUACAGAGCGGGACUACUUUACGUCUUCAUGCAACUCCUAUUAGUCAAACAUUUAUUCGUUCUGAUGGACCAUAUCGUUCUUCUGGUCGUCUUGUACCACGUGUUACUUCAGCUCAUCUAUUGAAUAAUAAUAAUAAUAAUAAUAAUAAUAAUAAUAAUAAUAAUAAUUACACUACAAGAUACUCAAAUCAAAUUCCAGAUAAACACACAUGUUUAUCUUAUACACCAUUUAAUCCCUUGAUGAGUUGUCAUUCUAAUUCUCCCGAAAUAAUACCCAAAGAUGUUUCAUCACUACCUUUUGAUGGUAAAUCAUAUGCUUCCGUAUGUGCAUCAAAUAGUUCAAGGCACACCGAUGAAGUUGCUAAACGCAUAACUCGACGUUUGACAAUUAGAGAAGCCCGUCAUCGUCAUUUGAAUAAUGGAGCUUACGAAUCUAAAGUUCAACAUAUACAACCAGAUACCAAUUUAAAUUGUACUCAUCAAUCAGACUCAAUGCCGAACAAUGCAUAUAUGGAUAAAUCGAAAAUUUGUUAUUCUCAGCCAGUAACAUGUUCUAAAGGAUCUGCUCAAACCUACGCUUCUGUUGCUGCUCAACGAUUUGGUAUUUCUCUAAGUCAAACCUCUACACACCCUAUAAGCUCUAACUCAAUUUCUCAAAAUAAUAUUAUGUUUUUUCCAGCACAUCGUAGAUCCCUUGAGAAACCUCUUAUUCGUCAGUUGAGCGAACGACAACAUCGAGCUAUGUUUUCCAUGCCUGAUGAUAUGUCAUUAACCAACAGUCCCACAGUGUAUUCUCCUCGUAAUAUAAUCCCUUACAGUUCACCUAAUCAAAGUCCUAGGUCUGAUCAUUUUCAGAAACAAAAUGUAUUCAGUUUUCAUAGACCAUCACUAACUGUCAAUCCAGGUUUUUCUGGUUCUUCGUUCUCUUCUGGUUGGUGUUCAGGUGGAGACUUAUCUUCACAUAGUUCUCCGGGUUCUGGUAGUUCAUCUUCUGCAUCAGUUCCUCGACCUUGUGAUUCUACUCAUUCAUCUUUAAAUCCUUUUCAACAGGGACGUUUUGGUAGCCUACGGGCCUCAUGUCAUUCGGCUAAUCAUUUCCUCAACUCGAAUUUGGAUAAUUCAUCAAUGAAACUGACAUCCGCCCGUCAACAAGCGCCUAAAUCGACAUUUGUUACACAAAAUUCAAAUGGGUCUCAAUGUAGACACAGCGAUCCUAUUCGACAUGUUAAAAUUUCAAAAGAUACUCGAAUCGUUUGUUCUGUUGUACCUAACGUGCAAAAUUCCAGCAACAAUUUGUCUGCAUCAAUCCAAACUCCUGCUUUUACCCCGCCGCCACCACAGACUGCUAUUCAAAAGAUCGACUCAGAUAAAUUCUCAAUUCAAGCAAAUGCUUUAGUAUCAUCAGGUCAAGUUAAGCUACGUAGGCAUAGUCAUCGAUUUGCCGUUCAACAUGUAACUUCACCAAAAAGUCCAGCUGAAAGUAGUGAUGAAAAAUCCAAGAAUUAAUAAUCAUUGUUGAAUUUCUAGUAUUCCGAUAGUAAGAUGUCUUUUUUCCUCCCAUUUUUUCUCUAACUUACUUUAGGUUUAUUCAACUAUCAUCCCGAUUGAUUGAGAUAGAAUCGAACAUAUUUAAAUACUGUGAUUGUUAUUUAUUUAUUUUUUUGAGUACCACUGGGAUUCGAAAUUAUACUCAUGAGGAAACUUGUUACGAUUUUUCAAUGUAAUUCGACUCUCCCGGUUAUUAUUGACUUGUUAAAUUUCAUGUAUCUGUGUUCAUAUUUCUCUUUAUUCAAUUCACCUUUUGUUGUAUUGCCUUGGUCGUUAUAGUUAUUUUCUCUAUUAUUUAAUGAAUAAUUAUCAUUAUUUUAUUCAUACACUACAUAUCUUAAUAAAUUGUUCAUCCAUCAUAUAGUAUUACAAUUUGUUCAUAUUGAAGUUGAUCAUCUAUUAUAUGAUAGCUUCACUAUGCCCCACAUUCCUUGUAAUACAAUACUCUCGUGUUUGUUGUAAUAAUGCAAUUGUUAUUAAAGUCAGUUACAUUUUUAACGGUAUCCAUGGUAUCAGUAUUGUAUUUCUUUUCGUUUAUGACAAUUACUAUGAUUUGUGAUCGUGUCUUCCUUUCUUUUCUCUAUCAUAUCUUUUCAUAAAUUGAUCAAUUUAUUUAUGGAAUUCUUUUUUCAAGGGAGUGUACACAUAAAACUUCCUUACAUAUGUGUAUGUGGGUCUAUUCAAUCAAAAGCUUUUCUUUGUUUACAUGAACAUACGUUGCUAAACCUAUUCACCAACUACUUGUACAGUUCUCUUAAAGUACACUAUUUUUUUCUGUUUCUUUAUUAUUAUUAUUAUUAUUAUUGACUUUUUUGUUUAUUGGUUACACAUUAUACGCACUUAUGUUUUAGUCUUUUCCUAAAAUGUAUCGUUAUUUCCUCUUAGUUUUACUGUUGCGCAAUUUGCUGUACUUUUUCAAAGAUUGUGUAACCAAGGUAAUUAGAAAAUUAAUUAUUUAUCAGUUUAUUUACUUAUAUGCUUCUACCAUUGUUCAUUGGCUCUUCCCUCAAAUUUAUUUCUACCUGCUAUAUUAUUAUUCACUCCUUGAUUUUAAGUUGUUUUUCAUAUAUAUA